UACAAUUAAGUUGAACUGAUAAAUAUCGUUCUUUUUGGAUUAAAUUUUAUUUAAGUAAAAUAUGUCGCUAAAAUUGAGUCUUCUUCUAUUCGUAACUCUAAUUUUGGGAAUAUCAUGUUCCCCUUCAAGAGUAGUUCGACAGGCGACUACUACUGUUUCUGCAACAACUGCUGGAACUACUACAACUACAGCUUCACCAGCUUAUAACAGAUGUAUAAGGAAUUGUCUUUCGACGUCUCAAUAUAAUCCUGUCUGUGGUACCGACGGAGUAACUUACUUUAACAUGGGAAAGCUGAACUGUGCAAUUCGUUGUGGCGGUAUAAAUAUGAAUAUAAAAAUGAUUCUGCUUCUAUUUGUUACUCUAAUUGUGAGAAUCUCGUGCAAUCCUACAAGAGUAAUUCGACAAGCAACUCAAACUACCACACAUUCACCAGCUUUUACAAAAUGUUUAAACAAUUGUGUUUGGACAUCUCAGUUUGAUCCUGUCUGUGGUACCGAUGGAGUAACUUACUCUAACAUUGGCCAAUUGUACUGCGCAACUUCGUGUGAUCGCAAUGUGCAAUUGAACUUCCGAGGCCCUUGUUGAUCCAGACAAAGAUUUAAUCAGCACGUUCAUCAUUAUCAAGAAUUCACUCUUUCUUUACUCCUGA
Messenger RNA from Anoplophora glabripennis (Asian longhorned beetle), 650 nucleotides. RefSeq names its product serine protease inhibitor dipetalogastin-like. The record is from RefSeq and is a predicted model, not a curated record. The transcript is spliced from 5 exons. Gene Ontology annotation, molecular function: serine-type endopeptidase inhibitor activity; protein binding. Bases 62 to 586 code for a protein of 174 amino acids. NCBI's taxonomy places the organism in Eukaryota, Metazoa, Arthropoda, Insecta, Coleoptera, Cerambycidae.